Messenger RNA from Racocetra persica, 584 nucleotides. Lineage: Eukaryota; Fungi; Glomeromycota; Glomeromycetes; Diversisporales; Gigasporaceae. The record is from the annotation of a GenBank genome assembly.
AUAAAGUUUCUUAUAUUGUUUGGAAAUUUGAACCAACUGAGAAUGAAAAGUUACAUGCUCAAAUGUAUUUACAAUUUCAUUCUACUAAGAGACAAACUCUUAAAAGUGCUAAAGAAAUAUUUAAAAAGGAUAAAUCGUUAAUAUUUCAAGAAAAAUUAGGUGGUACUUCUAUUCAAAAUAGAGAUUAUUCUUUAAAAACUUAUGAUCGAUGUAAGAAACACUUAAAUUGUCGAUGCAAUUUUUUUGAUAUAAAUCAUCAGUGUGAUAAAUGUGAUUCAACUUGUGAACGAAAAAUUGCAGCUUGGGGAAGAGGUACUUUACCAAAAGAAAUUGUUGGACUAUUCGAAUUUGGAGAAUUUAGAGAAAUUGAAAAAAGUUUUACCAAAGCUUAUUAUCAAGAAGCAAUAAGAAACGAAGAACCAGAACUAUAUAAAGAACUAUCAACUUGGAUUGGUCUUUUUGAAGCCCAUGUUCGUUCUUGGACAAAUUUACAUUCAAAAGAAAGAGGAUUUAUAAAAAAUCAAUAUGAUCAAUGGUGUUGGGAAUGGCGAGUUUCUCAAUACGAGGAGGAUUUUGAACAAUCU